AUGUAUAAGGGCAAUGGCAAUCGCCGUGUGGUGUGGGGCUACGGUACCCCGGGGUACGACGCCUUGCUCGGGACCAGGAUGGGAAAGGUGGCUGUAUACCUCGUGUUAGGUGUGUAUCCCCGAGGAACCUGCCGCAUUGCCCGGGUCGUCACCUGGGAACACAACUUGGAAGCUAAUUUGCGCUUCGAUAUUGAAGCAGUGUGA
Penicillium argentinense is the source of this 204-nucleotide messenger RNA. RefSeq lists its product as uncharacterized. The coding region runs from base 1 to 204 and encodes 67 amino acids. The transcript has a single exon. The record is from RefSeq and is a predicted model, not a curated record. Lineage: Eukaryota; Fungi; Ascomycota; Eurotiomycetes; Eurotiales; Aspergillaceae.